This is a messenger RNA of Danio rerio (zebrafish), 954 nucleotides long. RefSeq names its product odorant receptor, family 55, subfamily A, member 1 (gene or55a1). Lineage: Eukaryota; Metazoa; Chordata; Actinopteri; Cypriniformes; Danionidae. Gene Ontology annotation, cellular component: membrane; plasma membrane. The record is from RefSeq and is marked provisional. Gene Ontology annotation, molecular function: G protein-coupled receptor activity; olfactory receptor activity. Gene Ontology annotation, biological process: G protein-coupled receptor signaling pathway; signal transduction; detection of chemical stimulus involved in sensory perception of smell.
AUGAAGGAUCUUACCGCAAAAAAUACCUCAUUCACUGAGUUCAGAUUAAAUGGUUUCUACAGCCUUGGAGAAUGGAGGCCUUUUUUAUUUAUCCCAUUCUUUCUGAUGUUUAUGUUGGCAAUCAUAGCAAAUUCCAUUCUCAUAUAUUUAAUCAAAACUCAGAGGUCUCUGCAUUCUCCGAUGUAUGUAUUAAUAGGUGUCAUGGCAGUUGUAGACUUGAUUAUGCCUUUAUCUUUUGUUCCUAACAUGCUUCUUAGCUUUCUAUUCAACUGGAGUGGGAUAUCUCUAACUGGUUGUUUGAUACAAAUGUUUGGCAUUCAUUUUGUGGGAUCAUUUCAAGUUACUCUGCUUUUUUGGAUGGCGCUGGAUCGUUAUUUUGCAAUAUGCAAACCUCUUUAUUAUCAUAAAUACAUGGAAAUGUCUAACUUCCUUAAGUUUGUGUUUGCACCAGUAAUCAGAAAUGCACUCCUGAUUGUCACCAUGGUCUCGCUGGCUGGAAGACUGUCAUUUUGUGCAACAAAUGUAAUUGAUCACUCUUUUUGUGAGCACAUGGCAUUGGUUCAGUUAGCAUGUGGAGAUAUAUCUGCUAAUAAUAUUGUAGGUCUUCUGUCAGCUUUCCUUAUAGCGGCUACAGAUUGCAUUCUUAUUACUGUCUCAUAUAUUGUCAUGUUUUUCUAUGUUUUGAAAUCUGGAACGGCUAACAUGAAGGCUUUAAACACUUGUGUUACUCACUUAAUUGUGUUGUCAAUUAGUUUGACGUCUGCCUUGACUGCAUUUUUGUCAUACAGAAUACGUAACAAUCUUUCUUCUAACAAUCGUAUAUUUAUAAGCACAGUGUACUUAUUUUUUCCAAGUUGUCUACAUCCGUUAAUCUAUGGAUGGAGAACUAAAGAAAUAAGACAAACAUUUCUGCAGUUUAUACACAAAGCACAUAUAUUUCCUUUGGAAAAAUAA